UCUGUGCAUUACCAGAGUGAGGGUCUGUCUCAGAGAAGACACCUGCAUCAUGUCGAAAAUGGAGAAACAACUGUUCAACCUCAAGUUUGCUGCCAAGGAGCUACAACGCAACUCCAAGAAAUGUGACAAAGAUGAAAGGGCAGAAAAGGCCAAAGUUAAGCAGGCUAUCCAGAAGGGUAAUAUGGAGGCAGCCAAGAUCCACGCAGAGAAUGCCAUCCGUCAGAAGCAUCAAUCCAUUAACUUCUUGAGGAUGAGUGCACGUGUGGAUGCCGUGGCUUCUAGGGUCCAGACCGCUGUCACUAUGAACCAGGUAUCUAAAUCCAUGUCUGGAGUGGUCAAGUCCAUGGACGCCACACUGAAAAGUAUGAACUUGGAGAAGAUCUCUGCCUUAAUGGACAAGUUUGAGAACCAGUUUGAAACUCUUGACGUGCAGACCGCUCAGAUGGAGGACACGAUGGGCAACACCACCACUCUGACGACGCCUCAGAAUGAAGUGGAUACGCUGUUGCAUGAGAUGGCUGAUGAAGCGGGGUUGGAUCUAAACCUGGAGCUUCCUGCAGGCCACACAUCCUUACUGGCUUCAUCUGUGGCAUCGACAGAGCAGGACGAGCUCUCCCAGAGGCUGUCCAGACUGCGAGACCAGGUGUCAUAGUGAUGUCAAAAAGAUCGCAAAGGAGGGAGGAGAGCGGGAAAAGGGAGAAGAGACGGGGACUGAGAAUGGAGUGGAGAAUAAACCAAAAAAAAGGGGCCAUGUGCCUGAAAGCUCUGUGUUCCAGGUUUGUUCUGUCAAGAGAAGUAAAGGAAGCUGUCCAACGGCAGAAAAAAGGGGCCGAGAGGAUGAAGCAGGAUAUUUACAGUGUUGCAAAACACUGCUUCACACACAGUCCUUCUUCCAUAAUAAUGUCGAUUUGCACACUAAUAUUUGACAUGUAUUCUGAUUGCUUAAAAGUUCAGCAUUAGGACACCACUGACCUGGCAUGUUUCUUUAUUUUACACCUCUGAUCUGAAUUGGGAUAUUUUUUUGUUGCGCAAACUGUUGAGGAAAAAAACUUGUGUACUGCUUGAUAGCUAAUACCUCAUUCCACAGGUGGUUUAUACACUGUAUAUAAAUGCAAAGAGCAAUAUUCAUUUAUUUAUUUAUUCACUGCCUGCUUUACUGACUGAUUGCUGAGAGCAUGCUUGUGUUGUGACUGUUGUGUCUUACCUGACUGAGGAUGUGAGGACGUCUGGUGUCGAUUCCUUGUUGGUCUGUGUUUUGGCUUUAGGCGCUGAAACUCUAACUUAUUUUUAUUGUGUGAUGGGGAUUGUUGUC
Anoplopoma fimbria (sablefish) is the source of this 1312-nucleotide messenger RNA. Its product is annotated as charged multivesicular body protein 1b-like. Gene Ontology annotation, biological process: endosome transport via multivesicular body sorting pathway; protein transport; late endosome to vacuole transport. The transcript has 8 exons. The coding region runs from base 50 to 652 and encodes 200 amino acids. Gene Ontology annotation, cellular component: ESCRT III complex; multivesicular body. The record is from RefSeq and is a predicted model, not a curated record. Lineage: Eukaryota; Metazoa; Chordata; Actinopteri; Perciformes; Anoplopomatidae.